UCUGAAGCGACCAUCAUGAACUCUAAGGCAAUUCUGUUGUGCUGUCUGGCAACCGUGGCAUUGGCUCGUCCCGACAGGCCAGGUUACGGAUACCCAGCACCUGCUCAUCCCGUUUCGUACCAUGCUCCUGAAAGUUAUGAGAAGGGGAUGCCUUUCAACUUCGACUACGCAGUCAACGAUCACUACAAGGGCCUAGACUACGGCCACAAGUCCAACUCCGACGGUAAUCUCGUGACCGGCGAAUACCACGUCCUCCUCCCCGACGGUCGCACUCAGAUCGUCACCUACACCGCCGACCACUACAAGGGAUACCAGGCUGAGGUCAGGUACGAGGGCGAGGCCAAGUACCCUGAACCUGCUCCCUACCAUGCCCCAAAGCCCUCCUACCACCCAACUCCGGCUUAUGGACACCCAACCCCAGCUUACGGACAUCCCACUCCUGCUUAUGGUGCUCCCAAGUAUUAAGUGACUUCACUUAAAGAUGAUAGGAAUUUAUUUAUGUUUCUCUAAUAAAAGUAAAGCAUA
Macrobrachium nipponense is the source of this 525-nucleotide messenger RNA. RefSeq names its product cuticle protein 19-like. Bases 16 to 465 code for a protein of 149 amino acids. Gene Ontology annotation, cellular component: extracellular matrix. The record is from RefSeq and is a predicted model, not a curated record. Lineage: Eukaryota; Metazoa; Arthropoda; Malacostraca; Decapoda; Palaemonidae. The transcript has 3 exons.